ACUCUUCUUCUCUGGUAAUUCCUCACCUCAAGUCGCUCUUACCAGCUCUUGAGCGGGUUCAUCUUUCCCAAGAUGUCCGAAGACAAGGAAUCUGAAGAGGAGAGCCAUGUCCAUGAAUCUGACAUAAAUGAUGCGUCAAACGAGAAUCUGACGACAGAAAAUGAUGAUCAGCUACUCCAAACGAUUGCUGAACUGAGAUUAGAAAAUGACUUUCUCAGAUCCCAGUUUAAGGAUCAAGUAGAGCAAAGUAGGUCUCACCAAGUGGAAGCCGAAUCUGCUCAAUUGAAACAACUUCAAGAACAGGUUGCAUCAUUGAGCAGGGAAAUUGAUGUGGAAAAACAAACUCGAGUUGCAGCUGAGCAAGCUCUUGAGCAUCUUAGGGAAGCAUACUCUGAGGCUGAUGCAAAAGCCCAGGAAUACUCCACCAAGUUUUCCCAAGUUGAACAGAAGCUGGACCAGGAAAUCAAAGAGCGCGACGAAAAAUAUGCCGACCUGGACGCCAAAUUCACUAGGCUUCACAAAAGGGCUAAACAGCGCAUUCAAGAAAUCCAAAAGGAAAAAGAUGAUCUCGAUGCCCGUUUCCGGGAAGUGAAUGAAACAGCUGAACGAGCAUCUUCUCAGCACUCAUCCAUGCAACAAGAGCUGGAACGCACUAGGCAACAGGCGAAUGAAGCACUGAAAGCAAUGGAUGCAGAGAGGCAACAACUAAGGAGUGCCAAUAACAAGCUCAGGGAUACUAUCGAGGAACUACGUGGCUCAUUGCAGCCUAAAGAAAAUAAGAUAGAGACAUUGCAACAGUCACUUCUUGAUAAGGACCAGAUUCUGGAGGACCUGAAAAAGCAAUUACAAGCUGUGGAAGAGAGAAAGCAAAUUGCAGUUACUGAGUUGUCAGCCAAACAUCAGAAGAACUUAGAGAGUUUGGAAGCACAGGUCAUAGAUGCUCUAUCUGAGAGGGACAAAGCAGCCGAAACCAUUUCGUCGCUGCAGGUACUGCUUGCAGAGAAGGAAUCUAAAAUUGCAGAGAUGGAGGCAGCUGCAACUGGCGAAGCAGCAAGGCUAAGGGCUGCUGCAGAAACUCUUAAAGGAGAGCUUGCACACCUUAAAUCGGAGAAUGAAAAGGAAAAGGAGACUUGGGAAGCUUCAUGCGGUGCCCUUAAAUCUAAACUGGAAAUCGCUGAAAGCAACUACUUACAGGCCGAAAUCGAAGUGGCUAAACUGAGAAGUCAGCUGGGAUCUGAAAUGUCCAUGCAGACCCAGAUACUAAGCACAAAAGAUGCUGAACUCAAAGGUGCAAGAGAAGAGAUCAACCGUCUCCAAAGUGAAUUCUCUUCUUACAAGAUCCGUGCUCACACGCUUCUGCAAAAGAAGGACAUGGAGCUGGCUGCAGCUAAAGACUCUGAACAAAUCAAAUCUCUUGAGGAAGCUCUAAAGGAAGCUGAAAAAGAAGUAUAUUUGGUAUCUGCAGAGAGGGAUAGGGCACAGCAAGAUCUUCAGGGUGCUUUGGCUAGCCUUGAGAAAGAACUUGAGGAAAGAGCUGGAGCACUUAAAGAUGCCAGCGAGCAGAUCAAAAAUCUUGAAGUGAAGCUUGACUCCACUGUUGCUCGCAAUCAAGCGGAGAAACAAGCGUGGGAAGAAGACCUUAGGGUUUUAGAAGAAACAUGGCGACGAAGAUGUGAAGCUUUAACCGCUCAAAAUGAAGCCUCUUCUGCAGAAGGAAUAGAAAAAGAACUAGAAGAUGCCAAACUGCGGAAUAAACGACUGAAGGAGGAGCAUGAAUCAGUACGUGAGCUUGCAGAUAGACUCAUUGAGGAGAAGGAUCGAGAGAUAUCAAGACUUGUCGAUGAGAUUAAAAAUCUUCGAAAUUCUAUGGAGCCAAAACCAGUAGUUCACCACUAUGGGAACAACAACACAGAGUCACAACAGCAGGAUGUAUCUAACUUGAGCACUUCUGCAGCAGAGCACCAGAUUCUGAUAUUGGCAAGGCAACAAGCUCAGAGAGAAGAAGAGUUAGCACAGACACAGCGCCAUAUUUUAGCUCUUCAGGAGGAAAUCGAGGAGCUUGAGCGAGAAAACCGUCUUCACAGUCAACAGGAAGCUAUGCUAAAGACGGAGUUGAGGGAGAUGGAAAGAAAACAGAAGAGAGAAGGCGUAGAUAUGACAUACCUAAAGAAUGUGAUAUUAAAACUGCUAGAAACAGGUGAAGUGGAGGCCUUACUACCUGUAGUGGGGAUGUUGCUUCAGUUCAGUCCAGAGGAGAUCCAGAAGUGUCAGCAAGCCUACCAUAGCUCAACAACAACAGCAACAACAACAGAGGCGACUCCAGAUCCGGCAAGUGAGGGUUCAGCCAUGGAGGGUAGGCACAAGUUACACUCUGGCUUGCGUUUAUGGGAAUUCCCUGAUCAGUACGUCAUCGAGCCAACCGAUGGUUCCUCCGCUUCAUGUUUGGACAUUAGCCGUCUUGACGGCUCCAUGAAGCUCAUUGAUCAAGUAGCAGAAUGCAACUCUUUGCGUGUCCCUAAAAUCCGCUCCAUUUUCGGUGUGGUCGGGAUGCUGAAGCUCCUGGCAGGAUCCUACUUAGUAGUUGUGACAGAGAGCGAAUCUGUUGGCUCGUUUUUGGGACAUCCUAUAUUCAAAAUUAAUUCGCUCAAGUUUCUUCCUUGUGAUCAUCCACUUGAAAACUCGCAUGAAGAACAGAAAAAGAUGGAGACUGACUUCUCUAGGCUGCUAAGCGUCACAGAGAGGACAACUGGGCUCUACUUCUCAUAUGAAAUAAACUUGACUCUCACCGCACAGCGGUUGCAUGAUUUGGGUGAUGAGUCUAAGUUGCUUCCUUUGUGGAGACAGGCUGAGCCUAGAUUUCUAUGGAACAACUAUAUGUUAGAAGUUCUUAUCGAUAAUAAGCUUGAUCAGUUCUUGCUUCCUACAAUUUUCCUAAACCCUGCAUCACGUUUUCAUAGUUUUCAAACAGCCAUUGGAAGAGAUGUCGUUGACAUUACUCUGAUUGCUAGGAGAUGCUCUAGAAGAAAUGGUACGCGCAUGUGGCGACGAGGAGCUGACCCUGAUGGUUAUGUUGCUAAUUUUGUGGAGACUGAGCAAAUUGUACGCAUGAACGGAUACACAUCAUCAUUUGUUCAGGUUAGAGGAUCCAUGCCUUUUAUGUGGGAGCAAAUUGUAGAUCUGACCUACAAGCCCAAGUUUGAGAUUGUCCAACCUGAAGAAGCUGCGAGGAUAGCUGAGCGUCACUUUCUUGACUUAAGGAAAAAAUAUGGAUCAGUUUUGGCGGUUGAUCUUGUCAAUAAGCAUGGAGGUGAGGGGCGCUUAAGUGAGAGGUUUGCAGGUGCUAUGCAGCACAUCAAUGGUGAUGAUGUAAGAUACCUGCACUUUGAUUUCCAUCACAUCUGUGGCCAUAUUCACUUUGAGCGCUUAGCAAUUCUGUAUGAGCAGAUGGAGGAUUUCCUCCAGAAAAACGGGUACUUUUUGUUGAAUGAAAAGGGUGAGAAAAUGAAGGAGCAGCUUGGUAUUGUGCGAACAAACUGCAUAGAUUGCUUAGACCGUACUAAUAGCAUGAUAGGCCGAAAGAUGUUGGAACUUCAACUCAAAAGGAUUGGUGUUUUUGGUGCAGAAGAGGCCAUAAGCUCGCAUCAAAAUUUUGACGAAUGCUAUAAGAUAUUGUGGGCUAAUCACGGUGAUGACAUUAGCAUUCAAUACUCCGGCACUCCUGCACUUAAAGGAGAUUUUGUCAGGUAUGGUCAAAGGACUGUCCAAGGAGUCCUUCAAGAUGGCUGGAAUGCCCUCGCACGCUACUAUCUGAACAAUUUUGCUGAUGGAACUAAGCAGGAUGCAAUUGAUCUUGUGCAAGGACACUAUAUAGUUGCUGUGAGCCGCGACAUGGCUCCUGUGCCUCGAAAGGGAGGUCUUGAGGCUGUAGCUAACUUUCCAGUGGCUUUGACGGUGAUUCUGAUCAGUUUCUGGUUCGCAACAAUGUCUGUAAAACAAGUUGGGAGUAGUUAUAAGCACUUACUUUUCUCAUUUGUUUGGGCGGGCAUCAGUGUAGCUGUCGCGGCACUCGUGAGGGCCAAUGGCCGGAUCUUCUGCAACCGGCCUCGUCUGCACAAACCCAGAUCUUGAUGCCAUAGCUUGGCUUUGAACUUUGUGCAAAUGGAGCCCAUUGAUUCCUUUCGUUACAAUUUCAUUCUUCAAACUAUCAUUAAUUGACUUCAGUUUAUUAAUACAAGUUGGGUUUUUAU
Arabidopsis arenosa is the source of this 4247-nucleotide messenger RNA. The record is from the annotation of a GenBank genome assembly. NCBI's taxonomy places the organism in Eukaryota, Viridiplantae, Streptophyta, Magnoliopsida, Brassicales, Brassicaceae.